Molecule: messenger RNA, 3654 nt
Organism: Somion occarium
Lineage: Eukaryota; Fungi; Basidiomycota; Agaricomycetes; Polyporales; Cerrenaceae
Source: the annotation of a GenBank genome assembly
UCAAGACCGCACUGCACUCCAGUCCUCCUCGUCGUGCUUGUCGUUCUCCUCGUCGUUCCGCUCGAUGCCCAAGCCUACGCUCCUCCAGACCCUCUUUAACCAACCCUCACAGUCCUACCAGUUCCCUCCUGAGAAACACUACUAUUCGACGAAACACGACAUUCAACGACGGGCCUCUCACGGCCAUUUCUCGCCUGCUAUUUCUCCGUCAUCUGCCCCCCUUUCUUCCUCUGCAAGCCUUAGACAUUCUGUGCUCUCUCACUCUGCUCUCGACGACUCUCUGUACUCCUCUCGCUCCUCUUCCCAUUCUGACGUCCGGACAGCGUCUCUGAUUCCCCCGGACCCUGUGAAUGUUCGGGCUUCCACCCAUACUCGCUCUGCCUCGCUGUCGAUCGCUUCAUCGCACUCGCUUUCCAUUCAGCCUUCAUCUUCAUCCCACUUUAUUGCUCAGGGCUCUGCAUCCAAACCUUCUUUCGACUCUCACUUUGAUUCCUCCGACAUGAAUUUUCGCUUUCCAGCUCCUCCCAUUCCAGAGGACGAUACAGAUGACGACCAUACAGACAUCUUCUACACACCUCGUUCAUCCUUGUAUUCAUCUCCACGGACAUCUCGCGCGUCCUCAUCUGCCCUUACUGAACCUAAGGUUACUUUCCACAAUCAGUCUGUACCAAAACCUAAUGCUUCAUCAUCGAACGGUGUUCCUCCUUUGUCACCAUCUAUAUCUAGGUCUUCUUCCGCUACUUCUGCCUCUUCAUCUUCGUCAGAUCUAGGUUCCUUGCUAUCAACAACAACUCAAGCAACCACCUCCACCCGUCCCACUUCACCUCUGAAUUCUGACCAUAGCAACAAAGAACCACGUUCUGCCAACGGUGACGUACAAACCAUAACUGUCUCGAAAUCGCACCACAACGCCGAGGCGUCAUCCUCCAGGUCAAAGCUUAAUACACGGCCUCGUGGCGUGCCGGCGACUGCGGGUCACCGUCGUACACGCUCGCAAGCGGAGAAUGGCCGCUUUGCUUCGACAGACAGAGAUUGGGCAGAGAACGUGAGAUGGCUGUCUGCCAACACACCUGCUGUGUCGUCAUCGCAGAGAAAAACAAAGAAGCUUCAGGGACAACGUGAGGCCAUUGCACCAUCAACAAACAUUCGCAGGAAUGCUUCGUCUUCCAUCGCGCCUUCUUACCCUCCUCUCGCAAAGUCGGCCGAGCUGCGAGAACGAGCCCGUAACUCUCGAGGGUCGCGAGGGUCUCGUGGUCGCGGGCGUAUGUCUGCGCUGUUGGAAGAAGAUGAGAGUGACAUUAGCGAACCAACAUCUGGUGCGAGCAGUUCCGAGCAUAGUCGACCUCCGUCACCAGCACCUCAAUUACCUCCUGUUGACCAAAACAAGGUAACCACUACAAAGGUAACUAUUAUCCCAACACCCACACCAGAUCCAUCAACCGAACCAGUGAUGCGACGUCGAUCAGUAUCUGCACACUCCAGAUCCGAUAGUCAGCAGAACCGCUUUGGUACCGUCCUCACUGCAGAACCCGAGGAACUCGAUGAGCUGACAGACCUGGAUCACCCGGACGCACGGCUUCGAGCGUACGCACGGUCAAAUGAGAACCAACGGAAAUCGUACCGACGGCUCUCGCGGUCCCUAUCACUUACUCAAGCAGAUCCUCGUGCCUAUGCUUCCACUCUCCCUACACACUCCCUUCCCACCCCUACAUCCCCUUCAUCUACUCCUGCAAGUGGUUAUACUAGUCUUACGCUCCCUCAUGCCACUCCUUCAAGCUCAAAUAAACGCAGGCCUCCAGAUUCUGGAAAAGUCGACCUUCCUAGGUCUGGUGCGGCACAAAGCAGCAUGGCAACUAUCGAAAUCAUUCGAGGCGCAGCUUAUGUGCAAACUUCCACGUCGAAUUCUGCUGGACGCGAGAAAAGAAGACGGCAUUUGUCCUUCUCUUUGAAAUUCUUUGACGCGUCGAAGAAACUCAGGUCACGUUCGAAAGAAAAGGAGAGUGCGACACCAGCUUAUUUGCUAGAUGCAUUACCGCUGCCUGUGGCUUUUACGGCACAUCUCUCACCACCGACUUACGUCCCUGCUUCGCACGUCCUAGUCAAGGUCUUCGCUGUUGGCUUGGAUUCUUUGGAUUCUUUACUUGUCAAGCAUAAGCUAGACGUGUCUGGGGGAAGCGGGAAAGCUUCAAAGGCUGUUGGGUACAUCCCUGGAAGGAGUCUUGUUGGUCGAGUGGUACAGUGUGGAUGGGAUGUCAGCAGCGACGUCUGUCGAAAAUCGGAUUGGGUAAUUGCGCUAUUGGAUAUACGCAAGUCUGGUGCGUUAUCCGAGUUCGUGGUCGUUGAACGACAUCGUCUCCACCGUGCACCCCAGCCACAGUUUCUUGCUCAGCCCAUUCCAACACCGCAUCGAAGGCAGGUUCAUAGUCGUUCCAUGUCGGUACCAAUACGAUCGUCCAAAUCACCUUACACAGGUAUGAGUUCUUUGGGCAUAGACGAACUCGCUUUGCUCCCGCUAUGCGCUUUGCCUGCUCAUCGUGCAGUACGCACAUUCAAUGAAGUGCUUUCUUCACAACUAUCAAGGGCCAAACGGGCUCAUGGUCGUCUUCGGGCAUUCAUUACGAAUGGACAUGACGGAGUAGGCGAGAUCACUGUGCAGCUUCUUCGACAGAGAAACGUCGCUAUAUGUGUCCAAGUCCCUCAAUCGCUGAGCCCGAUACCUAUAGUUACAGUUGGUGAAAACGGUGCGGCUUCAAGGUCACCACGGUCCCAACAAAAGGCUGCCAGUUCAGAGGAUUUCGACCUUCUGGAAGCCCGAUUGCAGGCAUGGGGAGUGGAAGAAAUUCAUAUCGGGGAUCCAUUAGUAGUGGUUGAACGUCUAGCUGCCGAGAAACAGUCUUUCGAUCUCUUCUUGGACACCGUUGGUGGUCUAGAGAUCUGGGAAGCAGCUCAGAGACUCUUGUUGACAGAACCUGAAGCAAUACCGCUAACCCCUUCAGAGGAGACCCCUCUUGACAGUCCACAGAGGCAACGAAUCGAUAAACAUGGAGUCUCGCAUGCUCAUUUCACGACUCUUGUAGGCGACCAUCCUACACGGCCGUUCCCUUCAGCUCAGGAUAACAUUCGGUCCGGUUUUCGUUCUCUACGGCGCGCCAUGUCGACAACCCGACCUAAUCCAUCAAGCGGAAGUACUUCCUUCGCUUCUAACUCCACUGCUUCCUCGAGUACGAUUGUAGUUGACAGGGAUAACGCUGAUCAAGGUGCAAGUCAACGCAAAGCAAAACGAACGUCCAAGCGGACAGUGGGAUAUGCCUUCGUCAGUCCGAUUGCGGAUGUGGAUUUCCAAGGCGAGGAUAUCAACGACUCUUUAAGUGCCAUUCUUGCAAUGGUGGAGAAGGGAUGGAUACGACCGUGGAUUGGUGACAGUGAGGACGAUGCGAAAAGCAAGGUGGUGAAUUUUGAGAAGGCACCUGAGGUGUUUAGAAGGAACGCGAACGGCCCGGUUGGAAUGCUUGCAGAUGGGGGAACGUGCAUAGUGAAGGUAGCUGGUUGAAGCUGUUGUUGUACAUACAUAAUGGCGCUACUUGCAAGCUCAGAUAAUUCCAUACUUAUUGCAUGCUUGUAGAACACCCAAAUUGCAGUAUAUUCAUGUUACUC